Messenger RNA from Ambispora gerdemannii, 1916 nucleotides. NCBI's taxonomy places the organism in Eukaryota, Fungi, Glomeromycota, Glomeromycetes, Archaeosporales, Ambisporaceae. The record is from the annotation of a GenBank genome assembly.
AGAGAGAAAUGGACGAAAAAGGCUUAGAAGAAUUGACCGAAAAGUUUAUUCGCCAGUUUCAAAAUAUACUCACCAAGACUAAACUUAGUUCUAUUGAGAAAUUGCCUUAUAUGACCAUGAUUAAAGAACUACUAAUUAAUCUUCCUGACCGCCAAAAAAUCGAAAAAAAUAUUGACGAGGAAACCAAAAAAAAUAUCAAAAAUCAGCAAGAGGAGUAUUACUUACGGGAAAAAUUGAAAGAAAUUAAAAAAAAACUGGGUGACAACGAAGGGGAUAAAGAAAUGAAAAAGUAUUUAGAGCAAUUAGAAAAGGAGCCUUAUCCCGAACACACAAAAAAAGUGGUUAAAGAGGAAAUUAAACGCUACGAGACAAUGCCAAUUUAUUCUAGUGAGGCCAAUAUUAUUAGACAACAAAAAUUAAAUGAGAAACAUUAUGGUUUAAAAGAGGUUAAAGAAAGAAUUAUUGAGUAUUUAGCAGUUAAUCAAAUAGCCAAAAAGCCCCUGGGGCAAAUUAUUUGUUUAGUGGGUCCCCCAGGAAUAGGAAAAACUUCCCUAGCUAUCUCCAUUGCUGAAGUAACCGGGAGAAAGUUUGUUCGUAUAUCCUUAGGAGGAGUACGAGAUGUAGCAGUAAUCCAAGGACAUCGCCGCACUUAUAUUGGUGCGAUGCCAGGUCGGAUUAUUCAGGGUAUGAAAGAAGCCAAAGUAAUCGACCCUCUAUUUUUAAUUGACGAAAUUGACAAAAUUUCUUCUGACUAUCAUGGCGACCCUUUUCAUGCUCUCCUGGAAGUUUUAGACAUUAACUUAAAUAAAGAGUUUACUGACCAUUACUUAGGUAUUCCUUAUAAUCUUUCCCAAGUCAUGUUUAUUUGUACGGCUAAUAGUGUAGCGGACUUGCCACGGCCCUUGUUAGACCGAAUGGAAGUGAUAUUUCUCCACUCUUAUACGGAAAUCGAGAAGUUUCAUAUUGCCACCGAGCAUUUAAUUCCUGAAAAUCUGGAAAAUUAUAACUUGCCUGCUGCCCCAGUUUUUCAAGACCAAGCGGUCAGAGACAUAAUAAAAUAUUAUACCCGAGAAGCGGGAGUGAGGGAACUAAACAGGAAAAUCCAAACUAUUAUUCAGAAAUUUAUUGUGCAACUUAUGGAGAAAAAAAAAGAAAAGUUAAUUAUUACUCCUCAUAAUCUUAUUGAUUAUUUAAAAAAGAAAAAUUAUGAUUUUACCCAAAAACAAAAGCGCUCCCAAGUGGGAGUAGCCACUGAGGGCGAAUUAGAAUUAACGGGAAACUUGGGCGAUAUUAUGAAAGAGUCAGCCCAUAUUGCUCUUAACUACGUGCGGGCUAAUCAUAAAAAGUUUGGCAUUAGUUCCGAAGUCUUUUCUCAGAGUGGUGUUCAUAUUCAUGUUCCCGAAGGAGCUACUCCCAAGGAGGGACCUAGUGCUGGCAUUGCCUUAACUUCGGCCAUUAUUUCCGUCCUGACGGGGCGAAGCAUUUCCCGCGAUUUAGGAAUGACGGGUGAAAUUACUUUACACGGUCAUGUUGGAGAAAUUGGUGGUUUAAAAGAAAAAGCUAUUGCCGCUCGCCGCAGCGAAUUAAAAACUAUUAUAAUUCCCAAAGCCAAUGAGAAAGAUAUUGAAGACAUUCCGUUGGAAGUUCGCCAAGAACUUAAAAUUAUUCCCGUGGAAGAGUAUCGCGAACACAUCCAAGCCGAAUAUCAGGAAGGAGCGGAUUACAGGUUUGUCGGUGAAAAACAAUUUGAAAAGCACGGAACAGCAAACAUUCGAAUACUUUCGCCUUCCCUAAAAAAGAUUUGUCGCGAAAAGUUUAAUUUUCCUCUUGGGGUUAAUGAUUGUUUAGAUUAUGAAAAAAUUGACAAUGAGGAGAGUGAUUUCUUUUAUCGAGUUCAUAAUUUUGACGGCGAUUGA